Epinephelus fuscoguttatus (brown-marbled grouper) is the source of this 5457-nucleotide messenger RNA. RefSeq names its product hypoxia up-regulated 1 (gene hyou1). The record is from RefSeq and is a predicted model, not a curated record. Gene Ontology annotation, cellular component: endoplasmic reticulum chaperone complex. The coding region runs from base 191 to 3151 and encodes 986 amino acids. Lineage: Eukaryota; Metazoa; Chordata; Actinopteri; Perciformes; Serranidae. Gene Ontology annotation, molecular function: ATP-dependent protein folding chaperone; ATP binding. The transcript is spliced from 24 exons. Gene Ontology annotation, biological process: negative regulation of hypoxia-induced intrinsic apoptotic signaling pathway; endoplasmic reticulum unfolded protein response; cellular response to hypoxia.
GCCGCGUUCCGGGCCCGACUGCCGACAGCGAGCCGGUGAUAAGGGGAACCAGAAACUACCAAGUGUGACAACAAAGAGGCUCUGAAUCAAGGCAAGACCAGAGAAACUCGUCAUAGAACCCGCCCGGUGAAGCACAGUCGCUCGGUAGCCCCUUCACAGUUUGCUUUGUGCCGGCUGAAGAGAGCUCGUCAUGGGGGGCAGGAAGCUGGUGCCGGCUGCUCUUUUCUGCCUUGUUCUGGCGAUGUUGCCUUCACAUGCAGUGACUGUAGCUGUUAUGUCAGUUGACCUGGGUAGUGAGUGGAUGAAAGUAGCGAUAGUGAAACCUGGUGUGCCGAUGGAGAUUGUUCUCAACAAGGAGUCAAGGAGGAAAACACCCACGGCUGUAUGCCUCAAGGAAAAUGAGAGACUUUUGGGAGACAAUGCACUAGGAGUGUCUGUGAAGAACCCCAAAAGUGUUUAUCGACACCUCCAAAGUCUCCUGGGCAAAAAGCAUGAUAACCCCCAGGUGGCGCUCUACCAGAAACGUUUCCCCGAGCACCAUCUGCAGGAGGACCCAGCCAGAGGCACAGUAUGCUUUAAAAACUCAGAAGAAAUGCAGUACACACCUGAGGAGCUCCUCGGGAUGGUGCUCAAUUAUUCUCGUGGAUUGGCUCAGGACUUUGCAGAACAACCAAUCAAAGAUGCAGUGAUCACCGUCCCAGCCUUUUUCAACCAGGCAGAGCGCAGGGCAGUCCUGCAGGCUGCACAGAUGGCAGGUCUAAAGGUUCUUCAGCUUAUCAAUGACAACACAGCUGUGGCCUUGAACUAUGGGGUCUUCAGGAGGAAAGAUAUCGACAACACAGUGAAGAAUGUGAUGUUCUAUGAUAUGGGCUCAGGCAGCACGACCGCCACCAUCGUCACUUAUCAGACAGUCAAAACCAAAGAGGCUGGCACCCAGCCCCAGUUACAGAUCCGAGGUGUCGGGUUUGACCGAGGGUUGGGGGGCUUUGAGAUGGACCUGCGACUGCGGGACCACCUUGCCAAACUGUUCAACGGGCAGAAGAAGAGCAAGAAAGAUGUGAGGGAGAACCACCGGGCCAUGGCCAAGCUCCUGAAAGAAGCUCAGAGGCUCAAGACAGUGCUUAGUGCGAACAUGGAUUUCAUGGCUCAGGUGGAAGGUUUGAUGGAUGACAUUGACUUCAAAGCUAAGGUGACCAGGGCUGAGUUUGAGGAGCUGUGCGCGGAUCUCUUUGAAAGAGUGCCCGGCCCCGUGCAGGAUGCCCUCUCCACCGCAGAAAUGAAGCUGGAUGAAAUUGAGCAGGUGAUUUUAGUAGGCGGCUCCACCCGUGUCCCCAAGGUUCAGGAAGUGCUGCUCAAAGCUGUGGGCAAAGAGGAGCUGGGGAAGAACAUCAACGCAGACGAGGCAGCAGCCAUGGGUGCAGUGUACCAGGCUGCUGCCCUCAGCAAGGCCUUCAAGGUCAAACCUUUCCUAGUCCGAGACGCAGCUGUCUUUCCUAUUCAGGUGGAGUUCACCCGAGAGACGGAGGAGGAGGGCGUCAAAUCCAUGAAACACAACAAGCGUAUCCUGUUCCAGAGGAUGGCGCCCUAUCCUCAGCGCAAGGUCAUUACAUUCAACCGCUACAGCGAUGACUUUGCCUUCUACAUCAACUACGGUGACCUCAGCUUCCUGAGUCAGGAAGACCUCAGUGUGUUUGGCUCUCUGAACCUGACCACAGUCAAACUGUCUGGAGUAGGCAACAGCUUUCAGAAGCACGCAGACGCUGAGUCAAAAGGCAUCAAAGCCCAUUUUAACAUGGAUGAAAGUGGGGUGCUCCUGCUGGAUCGGGUGGAGUCUGUGUUUGAAACUAUUGUGGAGGAGAAAGAAGAGGAAUCAACAUUAACAAAACUGGGUAACACAAUUUCCACUUUGUUUGGAGGAGGAUCGUCAGAACCUGCUCCAAACGUAACUGAACCUGUCCAGGACGAGGAGGAAGUGCCUCCGGAGUCUGGAAAGGAUGGCAAGGACGAGGAGGGCAAGGGUGAGGCCAAGACGGACGAGGCUGCCAAAGACAAGCAGGAGGAUUCAGAGAAAAGUGCAGGUGAAGAGAAAAGUCAGGAGAAGACAGACGAUGCAGGCAGCAAGACUGAUGCCAAGGAGGAAAAGGAUGGAGAGAAAUCUGGAAGCACUGAGGCAGAGAAGGAUGUGGAGAAGAAGGCAAAACCUCAGAAAAAAAGCAAAAUCUCUGAAGACAUCACAGUGGAACUCAUCAUCAACGACAUCCUCGACCCCACUGCAGAUGAUCUCACUUCCUCUAAGAAGAAGUUGCAGGAUUUGACAGACAGGGACCUGGCCAAACAGGAAAGGGAAAAGUCACUCAACAGUCUGGAAGCUUUUAUCUUUGAAACACAGGACAAGCUGUACCAGGAGGAUUACCAGCUGGUGGUUUCAGAGGAGGACAAGGAGCAGAUCUCCGCCAAGCUGAGCGAGGCGUCGGAGUGGAUGGACGAGGAAGGCUACACGGCCACUACCAAGCAGCUGAGAGAGAAGCUUUCGCAGCUGAAGAGCCUGUGCAAGGACAUGUUUUUCAGGGUGGAGGAGCGACGUAAGUGGCCGGACCGGCUGGCUGCCCUGGACAGCAUACUCAACACCUCCAGCUUCUUUUUGAGGAGUGCCAAAAUGAUUCCAGAGGAUGACCAAAUUUUCACUGAAGUCGAGCUGAAUAUGUUGGAGAAAGUGAUCAAUGAAACAACGACGUGGAAGAAUGAGACGGUAGCAGAGCAGGAGAAACGCUCUCCAAAGGAGCGGCCCAUCCUGUUGUCCAAAGACAUUGAGUCUAAGCUGGCCCUGCUGGAUCGAGAGGUGAACUACUUGCUCAACAAGGCCAAGUUUGCCAAGCCAAAAGCUAAAGCCAAAGCCAAGAACAGCACCAGCUCAGAGAAAAGCAGCAAGGCCAACAGCACAGCGGAGGAGAAAGUCAUCCCUCCCACAGAGGAGAGCACAGACACAAAGAGUGAAAGCCCAGAGGAGGUGCAGCCGGGCGAAGCCCCACCCACUGAAGAGAGCACUUUACACACCGACUCAGACAGCCAAUCACAGCCCACAGAAGAAACAGCAACUACAGGACCAACGGAGAAUGCCCAACCUGAAAACCACAUAGACGAUGAAUUAUAACAGCUGGAACUGGGGGAAAAAAUCACUAUUUAUUGACAGUGUAUAAAUGUUCAAGUUCCUUCUCACUCUGUUUUUUCAGUUUGUUUUUUUUUUCUUUAUUUUUUGUCUUUAUGUCCUUGUUUAUUGAACUGCUGGAAGCCGAUUGGAUAAGGACUGGAGACCACUCAUUCCCCCCCCCCCUCCUUUCGUGUGCUGUUCAUCUCUUUUGUCUUUCAUGGAUUCUGUAAGCAGGGGGCACUUAAACACCACGAAGAAGCAGUUCAACAAAAAUAAAGCCCCAAGACUGCAUCCGUACGUUAUCGGUGCAGGUCCAGACAGAAUACCUUCUCACAUCCAACAGAUGAUCACAACUGACAUCAGCAGUACUAUAUGGACAUCUGACAAGGCUGAGUGCUGUUCUACUCUGGUUUGUCAUUCACAAGCAUUUUACGUCCUGCUUUGUCCUUUGCACUGCGUGCUCAACCAUGGCAUGUGUAUGUGAGAUUAGUAUUUGUCCUAACACCUGCACCUUUACUGACUCUUCAUGGCCGCUGAGUAAGUGCACUCCUUAAUGGUGUUGAUCACAAUGGUGGGUGAGGGGUUGGUCAGAGUCCUUUGGAGGAUUCUCGUGGAUAUUUUUUUUUUUUUUUUUUUUGUCCCAAUCCAGAUUUUAAUUGGUCAUAUAAUAUAAAAUUUGUAGGCAUACAUGGUAAAGUGGCAGAAGCAUUUAAUUUACAUACAGUAUGUUUAAAACUAUAUUGAAAUAUCAGUCAGCUGAUUUGAAUGGAAAAUGUCUUUAACCUGGUGAAUCAUUAUAUUAACUAUAAAUAUGAUGUAACUAUAAAUAUGGCAGCAUGGUCAACACGUUCUCACUCUCAGCUAGUCAAAUACAGCAGCUUGGUUAGUGGCCCUAUGCUUCAAACUAUGAUGCUCUAGGUACCACUGUAACGUUACUUUUGGACCUGUUAGUUUCCCUGUCAGUUUCCGCUCAUCACAUGGUACAGUGCCUUUUAAAAUAAACUUCCGUCUUUACGGUAAGUGUAGGUUUCACAGCCAGAACAACUUUAGAGCUAGGCAACAAAACAGCUUGGUUAGGCUUUGAUAAAGAUCAUCCAUUUUCUGUAACUUUAUUACAUGGCUAAAAAAAACUCAAGUUGAAUUGGUUUCACACGGGACACAAACAGCAACAACACAACCCUCCUGGGUGAAAGUCCAGUGUAUGUUUGACCCUCAAUUACUCAGACUUUCUCGCUCUUUUUACUACCUUAUUGCUGCGAACGGGAGUACAUUGAAGUUAGUUGAAAGCAGAUGUGUCUCAUACACAUACUGUAAAGUGCCUUGAGCGUAGGUAACAGAAGCCAAAGGGUCUCCGACCAGGCUGCCGUUUUUGACACCCUGUGAAUGAGGAUGUGUUGGCAUGGUACAGAGGCAACAACUCAGAAGUGGCUGUUAAAUCAGAAUGACUAGAUUCUACUAACAUGUUUACUAUAGAGAACGAUGGCUGACAUUAUACUUGACCAGAAAUGCUUGCAGAAAUGUGCAUCAUGUAUGAACGUGCAAAUAGUGGAACUACCUGUUUCUAAGCAGAACUACCAAGGGUUUCCGUUAGUGUUAAGUCACUUAUUGUACAUGUCAUUUUUCACUAUAAUUAUUUGAUUUAACAUCCAACAUAAUACACCCCCUGUUGUUCAUUUAGUUUUUUGUUUUUUUUUCACCUAAUUAUUGGCUGAAUAGAAUCAUGAUAACCUCGCCUGAUGGAGCAACAAAGGCAGCAUGUUUGGGUCCAUCAUGUAGCAGUUAGAGUUGAUUGACUGCUUCUGUAUGUAAACACUGAACUAGUUCUAAAACUGAGCUGCCAAACAGGGAUCAUUCAGCAUUUACAGAGUGUCUCCAUAUAUCUGCCUCCUAUCAUUUUUCUGAUCUGGCUGGAUAAACCAAAAUGACUGAUGAAUUAGUUUUCCGACUGAUGCUAAUACAACCUUUGAGAAGUGCUUGAAUGUGUUUCAGUGACAAACUCCAUGUUUUCAAAGUCUCAUAAGCUGCUAAACGUUGUAGAAGAGGGGGUGCGUUAGUGUCGUCACUGUUCUUUACCUCGACAUGCCCUGUGGUGCAGAUUCUUGCUGAGAUGUUGGCUCCAUUUUUCCCGUUAGAACAGGCAGCGGGGUUGGGGGGACUUGGAUCAGGACUUUGGGUCAGCUGUGUGCGUCUGUGUUUGCAGCACUCUGGAUUAUUUGAAGGGGGGAACUGAAGAAAAAAAGGAAGGAAUGGGAGAUGCAAACAAUGUUGUGUUUCUAAACUGUUAAUAAAAGAUCUUUUUUUGUUUUUAA